Molecule: messenger RNA, 2257 nt
Organism: Leptopilina boulardi
Lineage: Eukaryota; Metazoa; Arthropoda; Insecta; Hymenoptera; Figitidae
Product: integral membrane protein GPR180
Exons: 5
Coding region: 719-2206 (495 amino acids)
Biological process (GO): response to pheromone; G protein-coupled receptor signaling pathway
Source: RefSeq, a predicted model, not a curated record
CAGAUUAGGUUAUGUACUGUCAGUGUCAGAAAUGUUUAGGUUAGGUCGUGAUAAUGUUCGAAUGUCAUUUAAAAGAAUUUUUGUUUAUCCAUCUAUUUUAAUUAACAAAAGAAGAUGACAAGAAGUAUAUUGUGUAGAAAAUACUAUUUAAUUAUGAGAAAAUCUAUUCAUUUUACAACACCAACACUAAUAAAGACCACGUGGAAUAAUUUUUGUGAAAUGACGUAAGACGUGUUUUCAUAAAACAAAAACAAAAGAGAAAACUUUUCUUAUCUAAUAUCUACUAUAUACAUAUGCAGAAUAAAAUUCAGUAUUAAUGUAAUUGUAGUGUUUUCUAUCCAGUAAACAUUAUGUUACACGUUUGCAAGAUUACGUGAUUUAUAAUAAUAGAAAGUGAAAUUUUCUAGUGUCCACAGGGGCGGGGAAAAUCGAUAUUAUAAGAAAGUGACAUUAUAAUCUCGUGCUUAUGAGCAUUAAUUGUCAAAUGUUAUCAACAAUUAAAAUGAGAUUUAUUUGAAGUUACAAAAAAAUAUAUAUAUAUAUAUAUAUGUAUGAUUGUUUGGGAACAAAGUGUCAAGAACUUUUUAGUUGGAAGUUUCCUCGGUGAAAGUUAUGAGGAUUUGAUUUCACAAGAAUGACAAGGAUUCUUACGCAAUUUUUGUCUUGACAGUUCAUUUUUUAAUCACAAUUCGUCCAUUGAGAAAAAAAAGCAGAAAAAAUGCAACACAACAGAGAAUAUUUGACAGCUCGACUAUUGUCGUGUUUGUUUUGUUUUGCUUUUAUAUGUCAAUUUUCAACAGUUAUGUCCACUCAUAUUAGUGGAACAUUUGAGACUAAGGAAUUUUUUCGAUUUCUCAAUAAAUUUGGUUUUCAAAAAACCGAUCAACAUCGACAGAGAGAAACUUAUGGUUAUAUUUUUGGUAAUAUAACCUCAAAAUCGAAACUCUCAGUACCUGUCACGUUGGCUGUUCUUGAUCGUGAUCAUUUUUUAGAAUAUUACAAUAAUCGUGAAAUACGAGAUAAAAGUAGAGCUUGUGCAAUGAUGUUUCGUACAUUAAAUCAAAGUUCUUAUGAUUCUAAAUGCAACGAGGAGGGUCAAGAUUUUUUAAGACGUGUACCAUGUCCAAAGGGAAAAUUAUGUAUAGACGAGGAUGAACAACCAUGGAACGUGAUAAAAAAUCAUCAAUUUACAUUCACUAUUGAAAAUGUUUGGCAACCAAAUUUUUGGUAUAUUAGUUUAGUGUCGUGUUAUAGAAACAUGACAACAUGUAAAUGGGAACAUUAUGAACAAAAUGUAAAACUUGAUUAUGAUAUUUGGCUAGUGAAUGGUAAUCCAAAUACAAGUAGUUUAAAUACUUUUAGCUAUCAAUUUUCAUAUGAUCGACAAAAUACAAUAGAACUUUAUUUAUUGUUCUUUUUGUGUUACGUCAUAUUAGUGCCACUACAAAUUUAUGCAGUAAGAUUACAAAAACAUCCAGUUACGAGAUUAUUUACAGCAAGUUUACUAUUAGAGUUUAUAGCAUUGUGCUUAAUUGUUAUUCAUGAAAUUAAAUUUGCCUUUGAUGGCGUUGGCUACGAACAACUUGAAGCGGCCGGGGAUAUUUUUGAUAUUCUUUCACGUACUUCAUUUAUGCUGCUGUUGCUUUUACUUGCCAAGGGAUGGGCAGUUACAAGAAUGGAAUUAACAUGGAAACCAUUGGUAUUCACAAUUUGGCUCUUUUAUGGGAUUGUACAUAUUAUGUUGUAUGUUUGGAAUAUGACGGAAGUUGAUAUCAUUGAAGACAUUGAUGAAUAUCAAACAUGGCCUGGAUGGUUUAUUCUAUUAUUUCGCAGUAUCAUUAUGAUUUGGUUUUUAUUUGAAUUGCGAAAUACAAUGACGUAUGAGCAUAAUACUCAAAAAUUAAAUUUUCUUCUUCAUUUCGGUGCAUCGUCACUUGUUUGGUUCAUUUAUCUUCCGAUCAUUGCACUUAUUGCGCUUCAAGUCAGUGCACUUUGGAGGUUCAAACUUUUACUAGGCAUCACAUAUUCAGCUGAUUGUUUUGCCUACUGUGUUAUGGCACAUUUAUUGUGGCCAACGCGAAGCGAACAAUACUUCCUGUUAGCGCAAGGCGCUGAUAAUGGCGAUGAACUUGAUGAAUUCAAUGAGGCGCCACAUGUGUUAAAUAAUUAUGUGGAACCAUCAGAAUUAAGUAAAGUCAUAGCAUAAUUAUAAACAACAACAAGUGUGAUUCCUGGUAAAGAGAUUUUUAAUGUUUAU